Molecule: messenger RNA, 3848 nt
Organism: Trichosurus vulpecula (common brushtail)
Lineage: Eukaryota; Metazoa; Chordata; Mammalia; Diprotodontia; Phalangeridae
Gene: RBM26
Product: RNA binding motif protein 26
Exons: 23
Coding region: 86-3424 (1112 amino acids)
Biological process (GO): mRNA processing
Cellular component (GO): nucleus
Molecular function (GO): metal ion binding; RNA binding
Source: RefSeq, a predicted model, not a curated record
GAGGCGGCGGGGGCCGAGGCAGCGGCGGCGGGGUCCUGGCGUGGGCCGGCAGGGAGGGAGAGACUCGGGCCGCGGGCCACAGUGGAUGGUUUCUAAAAUGAUCAUCGAAAACUUCGAAGCGCUCAAAUCCUGGCUCAGCAAGACCCUCGAGCCUAUCUGUGAUGCUGACCCAUCAGCUCUGGCUAAAUAUGUUCUUGCUUUGGUAAAGAAGGAUAAAAGUGAAAAAGAGCUGAAGGCAUUAUGUAUUGAUCAACUGGAUGUAUUUCUUCAGAAGGAGACACAGAUAUUUGUAGAAAAACUUUUUGAUGCUGUGAAUACGAAGAGCUACCUACCUCCACCCGAACAGCCAUCAUCAGGAAGUCUAAAGGUAGAAUUUUUUCAACACCAAGAAAAAGAUAUAAAAAAGGAAGAGGAGAAUGAUCUUCAGACUGGAAAGGAUAGAACAAACAUGGUUAAAAGGGAAUUGGAGCCAAAGAUAGGUGAGGAGAUAGUGAGAGAGCACCUAGCGACUCUAAAUGAGUUCAAGUCUCCUGGCCUGGACGAAUUACACCCUAGGGUGCUGAAAGAACUCACAGAUGUGAUCGCUGAACCGCUGUCGGUGAUCUUUGAUGAAUCGUGGAGAACGGGAGAGGUGCCGCGGGACUGGAGACGGGCAAAUGUCCCAAUUUUCAAAAAGGGGAAGAAGGUGGAUUCCACAAACUACAGACCGAUUGCAAAGGAAGAGGAACGAGAGAAGAAAUUUUCUAGAAGGUUAAAUCAUAGUCCUCCCCAGUCAAGUUCCCGCUACAGAGAAAAUAGGAGCCGUGAUGAAAGGAAAAAGGAUGACCGUUCUCGAAAAAGAGAUUAUGAUAGAAACCCACCUCGAAGAGAUUCUUAUAGAGACAGGUACAAUAGAAGAAGAGGGCGGAGCCGAAGUUAUAGUCGAAGUCGGAGUCGGAGUUGGAGUAAAGAGCGGUUGCGAGACAGAGAUAGAGACAGAAGCAGGACUAGAAGCCGCAGUCGAACACGAAGCAGGGAAAGAGAUCUGGGAAAACCAAAAUAUGACCUGGAUAGAACAGAUCCAUUAGAAAACAACUAUACUCCAGUUUCUUCUGUAACUAACAUUUCAUCUGGCCACUACCCUGUUCCUACUUUGAGCAGUACUAUUACUGUCAUUGCUCCUACUCAUCAUGGUAAUAACACUACGGAAAGCUGGUCUGAAUUUCAUGAAGACCAGGUGGACCAUAAUUCUUACGUAAGACCUCCAAUGCCAAAGAAACGUUGCCGAGAUUAUGAUGAAAAGGGUUUCUGUAUGAGAGGAGACAUGUGCCCUUUUGAUCAUGGAAGUGACCCUGUAGUUGUAGAAGAUGUAAACCUUCCUGGCAUGCUGCCUUUCCCAGCACAACCACCUGUUGUUGAAGGACCACCUCCUCCUGGACUUCCCCCACCUCCACCUAUUCUGACACCUCCACCUGUGAAUCUUAGACCUCCAGUGCCGCCUCCAGGUCCAUUACCACCUAGCCUUCCUCCUGUCACAGGACCACCUCCUCCACUUCCUCCUUUGCAGCCAUCUGGUAUGGAUGCUCCUCCGAACUCUGCAACCAGUUCUGUUCCUACUGUAGUAACAACGGGUAUUCAUCACCAGCCUCCGCCUGCACCACCCUCUCUCUUUACAGCAGUUUUUGUAUUACCAGAUACAUAUGACACAGAUGGCUAUAAUCCUGAAGCCCCAAGCAUAACAAACACUUCCAGACCUAUGUAUAGACACAGAGUGCAUGCCCAAAGGCCUAAUUUGAUAGGACUUACUUCAGGAGAUAUGGAUCUGCCACCCAGAGAAAAGCCUCCUAAUAAAAGCAGUAUGAGAAUAGUGGUUGAUUCAGAGUCAAGAAAAAGAACCAUUGGAUCAGGGGAACCUGGAGUUCCUGCUAAGAAGACUUGGUUUGACAAGCCAAACUUUAAUAGAACAAAUAGCCCAGGUUUUCCGAAGAAAGUUCAGUUUGGAAAUGAAAAUACCAAACUUGAACUCCGGAAAGUUCCUCCAGAAUUGAAUAAUAUCAGCAAACUUAAUGAACAUUUCAGCCGGUUUGGAACUUUGGUCAACUUACAGGUUGCCUUUCAUGGUGAUCCUGAAGGUGCACUUAUCCAAUUUGCAACAUAUGAAGAAGCAAAAAAAGCAAUCUCUAGUACAGAAGCAAUUUUGAAUAAUCGUUUUAUUAAAGUCUAUUGGCACCGAGAGGGGGCUGCCCAGCAACUGCAGACAGCUUCCCAGAAAGUUAUACAACCAUUAGUCCAGCAACCCAGUUUACCUGUUGUGAAGCAGUCUGUGAAAGAACGAUUAGGUCCAGUACCUUCAAGUAAUAUUGAACCCGCAGAAGCCCAGAGUGCUAGUACAGAUAUUCCUCAGAAUGUAACUAAGUUAUCUGUGAAGGACAGGUUGGGUUUUGUAUCAAAGCCAUCUGUUUCAGCAACUGAAAAGGUGUUGUCCACUUCUACCGGCCUCACAAAAACAGUGUACAAUCCAGCUGCUUUGAAAGCUGCGCAGAAAUCCUUACCUGCUGUUUCCAUCUCUACAUUAGAUAACAGCGAAGCACAGAAAAAAAAACAGGAAGCACUAAAACUGCAACAGGAUGUGAGAAAAAAGAAGCAAGAGAUUCUAGAAAAGCACAUUGAAACACAGAAGAUGUUAAUUUCAAAACUGGAGAAAAACAAAGCAAUGAAGUCUGAAGAUAAGGCAGAAAUAAUGAAAACUUUGGAGGCUUUGACAAAUAGCAUUACUAAAUUAAAAGAUGAGUUGAAAGCUGUUUCAUCUGGAAGCUCCCUUCCCAAAAGUGUGAAAACCAAAGCUCAGAUGCAGAAAGAAUUACUGGACACAGAACUGGAUUUGUAUAAGAAGAUGCAGGCUGGAGAAGAAGUCACUGAACUUAGGAGAAAAUAUACAGAACUACAGCUUGAAGCUGCAAAAAGAGGGAUUCUUUCUUCUGGUCGAGGGCGAGGAAUUCAUUCAAGAGGUCGAGGUACAACUCGGGGCAGAGGAAGGGGUCGUGGUCGAGGGAGAGGAGUUCCUGGUCAUGCUGUGGUAGACCAUCGCCCAAGAGCAUUAGAGAUUUCUGCAUUUACCGAAAGUGAUAGAGAAGACCUUCUACCCCAUUUUGCGCAAUAUGGUGAAAUUGAAGAUUGUCAGAUCGAUGACUCCUCUCUUCACGCAGUAAUUACAUUCAAGACAAGAGCAGAAGCAGAAGCAGCUGCAAUUCAUGGGUCUCGUUUCAAAGGGCAAGAUCUUAAACUGGCCUGGAAUAAGCCUGUAAUUAACAUGUCAGCUGUUGAAGCAGAAGAAGUUGAGCCUGAUGAAGAGGAAUUUCAGGAAGAGUCUUUGGUGGAUGACUCAUUGCUUCAAGAUGAUGAUGAAGAGGAAGAGGACAAUGAAUCUCGUUCUUGGAGAAGAUGAUUUGACUCAUCAUUGAUCUACAAAUGCUAGGACUCUACCUGUGUUUCAUUAGUAUUACCUAAUGUACUUUUACAUAUUUGUAAAAACAAUUUUUGGUAAAAUGUGAUGAAGAUGGAUUUCAAAAAUAGACUAAAGAGAAGAAACUACCUUCUGAUCCUGUAUUUUGAAAGAUUGCUGUUUGAGUUUUAUUUCAGUAAACAAUUGCUAAAGACAUCACACUAGAAACAUAUGCAAUGUUUUUAUUACAUACUUCUACUGAGCGUUACAGAAUUCUUUGGGUUCUUUGUAAUUUAAUGAAUAGGUCUGAAAAAUAUAUGACCAAUACUUGUUAUAACUUAGAGGAUUUUUGUUUUAUUCCAAAGUAUCAAAUGGAUUUGCAUUAAAAAUCUUAAAUGAAUGUUUCCAAAAAUGAAUAGAUAACAUA